Messenger RNA from Scophthalmus maximus (turbot), 1647 nucleotides. RefSeq names its product mitochondrial E3 ubiquitin protein ligase 1b (gene mul1). Gene Ontology annotation, biological process: organelle organization; protein ubiquitination. Lineage: Eukaryota; Metazoa; Chordata; Actinopteri; Pleuronectiformes; Scophthalmidae. Gene Ontology annotation, cellular component: mitochondrion. Gene Ontology annotation, molecular function: ubiquitin-protein transferase activity. Bases 209 to 1417 code for a protein of 402 amino acids. The record is from RefSeq and is a predicted model, not a curated record. The transcript has 5 exons.
UGUUUUUAGAGGCUACGAGGCGAAUAUCGAGUUAUCUCGCGCGUCGUGUCACUUGUAAUCAAACGUUGCCAACGUGCAAAGUUGGUCAAAGCAGCCACACCUAGCAAAAUAAUACCCACGUUAGCUCUGUGUCAUGUGUUCAGUGUUUAUCAGUUAACUGGUGUUCUCUCUCUAAAGUUUAAUAACUCGUCCGUUUACAGCCUCGUGCAUGGAAACGUGUUUUGCACCAGUGGAUGAACUAAUCGGACAAUGUAUCAAAGCUGAACUAAUAAUACAACAAUAUGAAAAACACUGCUACAAGCAAAAGUCCUACUUCCGGGUUUACACCCGAGCAGAGGUGGAUCAAUCCCUGCUGAUGGACUCAUCCAGUGGGAAACCCUCAACUGCCCAGGUGGUGGUUUUAGCCACCAGCUCGGCCCUGACCGCCCUCUUCUACACCAUCUACAAGAGCAGAGCCACGACUGUUGCCAGACUAAAGGAAGCCAAGAAAGUUUCCAUCGACCAGGAUCUGAAAAGCAUCCUGUCCGAAACCCCUGGAAGAUGUGUCCCGUAUGCCGUCAUAGAAGGUGUCGUGAGAAACGUGAAGGAAACUCUGAGCAGUCAGUUUGUUGAGAACUGCAAAGGCGUCAUCGAGAGACUGACGCUGAAGGAGGAAAAGAUGGUGUGGAACCGCACCACUCACCUCUGGAACAGCACGGAGAAAAUCAUCCACCAGCGCACCAACACGGUGCCAUUCGCCCUCGGGUCUCAUGAUGAGGGCAUCGCCGCCGCCGUCCGGGUUGUGCGUCCUCUGGAUGCCGCCGAGUUGGACCUGGAGACCACCUACGAGAACUUCCACCCCACGGUCCAGUCCCUGACCAACGUCAUCGGCCACUUCAUCAGCGGGGAGCGACCCAAAGGCAUCCACGAGACCGAGGAGAUGCUGCGGCUGGGCGACAGCGUCACGGGCGUGGGAGAGCUGGUGCUGGACAACAACCUGAUCAAGCUCCAGCCGCCCAAGCAGGGCUUCCGUUACUUCCUCACCCGGCUGGACUACGACUCCCUGCUGAGGAAGCAGAGGAACAGCGUCCGACUGUGGAGGGUCCUGGCCCUCGUGUCGGGCGCCACCGCCUGCUCGGUGCUCCUCUUCGUCCUGUGGAGGAAGUACGUGCAUCACAGGCGGAGCCAGAAGGAGAGGAGCAUGCUGGAGGAGUUCAAGGAGCAACAGAAGAAGCGCAUGCGCGAACUGAACAUCGAGGAGAGCAGCGUGUCGCCCACCAGCUGCACCGUCUGCCUGAGCCAGGAGCGCUCCUGCGUCUUUCUGGAGUGUGGCCACGUGUGCGCCUGCACCCAGUGCUACGCCGCCCUGCCGCCGCCAAAGAAAUGCCCCAUCUGCAGGGCGACUAUCGACAGAGUGGUGCCCCUCUACAACAGCUAAUGUUGUCAGGUAUGAGCAGACACGGACACGAUUAACACUGAAAACAUGUCGCCCAGAGGGACGUCGCCUCAGACGGGAGAAGAUUAAAAGCUGCACUUUUUUUGUUGUUUGUUUGUUUGGUUUUUGUUCUGCUGGCAAAUGUUAAAAAUCAAACUGUAAUUCAUCUUGACAGCGACGACGGAAUACCUCCCUUCAUCUUGAUAAAGACAAUUAAAUUUCUUUCAUCCUGA